AUGGCAGAGCAAUACGAGCUCGCCCGCAUCUCGUCACCACCUGCGACGACGAUGCCGCCGGAGGAGCUCGUCGAGCCCGCCCAGCAUGAUCCGGGGCUACACAAACGGACUUUGCGGGAGCUAGAUUGGCUUCUGUUGCCCUUUCUUGCCCUGCUGUUCCUGUUCAACUCGCUGGAUAAAUCCGACCUGAAUACCGCCGUUGCGCUCUUCUUCGCCUUCUUCGUCGCUCUACAGCCUGUGGGUGCUGCCUUGGGAAGGAGAUAUGGCAUGGUGCUCUGGGUGCCGAGCUGUAUGCUGCUAUGGGGGAUUUCGACGGCGCUGCAUACUUGGGUGAGAGCGCGGUGGCAGCUCUAUACGCUGAGGAUAAUCAUCGGAUGCUUGGAAGCUGGUUUCUACCCCGUCACCGUGUCCUACCUCUCGCUUUUCUACACGCGCUUCGAGUUCGGCCGGCGACUUUCGCUGUUCUAUGGCCAGGCGGCUGUCGGCGGCGCGCUCGGCGGCAUCAUUAGCUUCAUUGUUUUCUCCCAGUUUCGCGACGAGCACGGCGAGGGCGGUGACCCUGGGCUGCAUACGAAGUGGCAGAGCUGGCAAGUUCUGUUCCUGCUGGAGGGCGGCUUGACUAUUAUUGUGGCGUUGGCUGGCUACUUUUGGCUCCCCCACAGCGCCGCAACGGCGUGGUUCUUGACGCCGGAAGAGCGGGAAUACGCUUCUUCGCGGAUUAUACGGGACCGCUCGACGCAGGCCGAAUCCGCCACUUUACCGGCCCAAGAGGAUGAGGAAGAAAGAGAAUACGACGAAGAAUCUCGCGGUUUACUAAAUCCGUCUCAAGCAUUUCCCGACAUCGCAGGACAAGGUUUAACGGAUGAUCGCGGCCUGACUCCGCAUGACAUUGUGUCCGCAUUUCUCUCCCCGAGAAUUUGGCAUAUACUAGUCUGUAACAUCCUCUCUGCGGUUCCUGUCUACGCAUUCGCCGUCUUCCUCCCGCUCGUCUUAGCCCCCCUGACAGAGUCGCCGAAUCCAGCACUGGUCAACCUUCUCACCGCGCCGCCGUACAUCUUCGGCGCUAUCACGCUGUAUCUGUUCGCAAGCUACAGCGACAGGCACCGCAAGCGCGUCAUUCCCGUCCUAGCCGGCCUGGCAAUCAUGGUAGCAGGCUUGAUUCUCGUAGUUACGCUCCCGACAUCGAAAGCAUGGGCAAUUCCGCGCUACCUUGCGCUAAAUAUUCUCCUGUCCGGCACAUUCAUUGCUUCUCCGCUGACAGUGGCCUGGAUAUCCGGCAACACACCCUCGCCCGGAAAACGCGCUCUACUUCUCGGCAUUAACGGCUGGGGCAACCUCGCUGGCGUCCUGUCCGCCAUGCUCUUCAAACCGAAGUACGCGGAUUCCGGAUACAUCACACCGUUCUGGUGGACGCUGGCCUGCGUUGCUACGGCUGCAGCUGGCUAUGUCCUCCUAUUGCGGAAUCUGAGAGCUGAGAAUGCUAGGAGGAGGGAGUUGUUGAGCAAGUGGGAUGAAGAGGAUGUCGAGCGGGAGAGGCUCCAUGGGCAAGGACCAUUGAAGCAAGAGUACAAGAUCGUGCGGAUACUGAUCGCCGUCUUGAGGAAGAGUGCUAUGGUUCCUUGGGUGGCGGAGUGGUUGGAGGCUACGCAGGGUGGGAGAGAGGGCGAUGAAAAGAUCACCUUCGUGUAUGGGCUGUGA
This is a messenger RNA of Trematosphaeria pertusa, 1698 nucleotides long. Its product is annotated as MFS general substrate transporter. Gene Ontology annotation, cellular component: membrane. NCBI's taxonomy places the organism in Eukaryota, Fungi, Ascomycota, Dothideomycetes, Pleosporales, Trematosphaeriaceae. The coding region runs from base 1 to 1698 and encodes 565 amino acids. Gene Ontology annotation, molecular function: transmembrane transporter activity. Gene Ontology annotation, biological process: transmembrane transport. The record is from RefSeq and is a predicted model, not a curated record. The transcript has 3 exons.